AAUGGCUUCAAAUGUCACUGCAUGUCUGAGUCCCACCAGAGGCAAUUGCUGCUGGCUUCUGAAAAUCCUCAGCAAUUCAUGGAUUACUUUUCUGAGGAAUUCCGAAAUGAUUUCCUAGAACUGCUCAGGAGGCGAUUUGGAACAAAGAGAGUCCACAAUAAUAUUGUGUACAACGAAUAUAUCAGUCAUCGAGAACACAUCCACAUGAAUGCCACGCAGUGGGAGACGCUGACUGAUUUUACUAAAUGGCUGGGGAGAGAAGGUCUUUGCAAGGUUGACGAGACUCCAAAAGGCUGGUAUAUUCAAUAUAUUGAUAGGGACCCAGAGACUAUUCGCAGGCAACAAGAACAAGAGAGAAAGAAGAAACAAGAUCUUGAUGAUGAAGAAAAAACUGCUAAAUUCAUUGAACAGCAAGUUAGAAGAGGUUUGGAGGGGAAAGAACUGGAAAAGCCAGUCUAUACUGAACUGAACAGAGAAAAUGAAGAAGAAAAAGUUACAUUUAAUUUAAACAAAGGAGCAAGUACUUCAAUAGCAGCAUCUUCUAAAACAAGCAGUGUCCUUGGACCGAGUGCACUGAAGAUGGUGGAAGGGGCAGUUAAAAGAAAAGAAUCAGCUCAUAGUUCUGGUCAGUCCAAAGAGAAAAAGAAGAAAUCUGCACUGGAUGAGAUUAUGGAGCUUGAAGAGGAGAAGAAAAGAGCAUCUCGAAGAGACUACUGGUUGCAGCCUGAAAUCAUUGUAAAAAUUAUAACAAAAAAGCUUGGAGAGAAGUAUCACAAGAAGAAGGCAGUUGUUAAGGAAGUGAUUGACAAAUACACAGCAGUUGUGAAGAUGAUUGAUUCUGGAGACAAACUGAAGCUUGAUCAGACGCAUCUGGAGACUGUAAUACCUGCACCAG
Molecule: messenger RNA, 895 nt
Organism: Antrostomus carolinensis (chuck-will's-widow)
Lineage: Eukaryota; Metazoa; Chordata; Aves; Caprimulgiformes; Caprimulgidae
Gene: KIN
Product: Kin17 DNA and RNA binding protein
Exons: 10
Biological process (GO): DNA replication; DNA damage response
Cellular component (GO): nucleus
Molecular function (GO): double-stranded DNA binding
Source: RefSeq, a predicted model, not a curated record